Messenger RNA from Anastrepha ludens (Mexican fruit fly), 2012 nucleotides. RefSeq lists its product as uncharacterized. NCBI's taxonomy places the organism in Eukaryota, Metazoa, Arthropoda, Insecta, Diptera, Tephritidae. The transcript has 3 exons. The record is from RefSeq and is a predicted model, not a curated record. Bases 1430 to 1843 code for a protein of 137 amino acids.
UUUUUAGGGCAUCAAUUGCCCGAUGCUCUCAAUAGAUACAACUUUAGUUCAGGCAGGCUCUGUUGAUCAGAGUGUCUGCACCAUCAAUCUCAAAUAAAUUGACAACGUCAUUCACCUACUCAUUGACAUACUUAUGCAACAUUUGAUACACAGGGAACGCGGUUAGAGCUCGUUAAUUGGCUUAGGCGUUAGUCUUAAUGACUAAAAGUCACUACGGAGUUGUCUCUCAAAAACAAAAAGAUUGGCUUUACAAAAUUUUCUGACAGUUCAAUGACUUUGUCAGUGAACCUAAUUAUACUUAUUCAGAGCUCAACACGGAAAUGAAAACUGCAGGCCAACUAAAAUCUCAAAUUAAGAUUCUUAUUAAAACCGAUUCCCAACCAGAAACGGCAAAGCUUCAAUGAGUAGAGAAAUUGGGCUUAGAUAUUAUCACAAAUAAAUCUGUUUUAAUCUGUUGGAAAUAUUUUCCCAGGUAGCUUGUAAUGACACGACCAUUCUGUUCCAUAUAAUCAAAUAAAGUAUAGAUUUUAGGUACGAAAAACCUGAACCCUGGAAUUUUCAAUAACUUAAUUUUUUUUAAAUCUACAUAUUAAAAAUUUUACUUAUCGAAUUCGCGCUUUAGUGCAGUCAAACCAAUAUAAAUGAGAAUUGCUUCAGCAGGAAAACUCUACAAGUGGUAGAGAUUACCCUUUGUCUUCAUUUUUGAACAUUCUCUGUAAAUGAGAAGCUCUCUGUCGGAAUGUGUAAGAGGAAAAAAAUAUAUUUUUUGAGAUUAGAUGAUAAGUUUAAAAAUUUUCUGCACGUGAGAAAAACUGCCUCCGCACCUGUGACAUUGAGAAAAUCUGUUAUUUGAAAAAAUCUCAAAGGUUCAUACUUUUUUAGGCAACGUUUAUCCAGGAUUGACUGUAGACAAGUCUGUUCUAGACACAGCAAUUUCAAUGUGUUUUUGCCUUUUUUUGACAACUUGAAGUGCUGAUAAGUAAUAAUCGUAAGCCAGCUUUCCUUACUUUAGUUCAUUUACUGAUAAUUUUUUUCGGCGCAGCUAAGGUCGAUUGCCGAUUAAAAUUAAAAACAAAUAAAAAAUUUCAAUAACCAAUACUUGUUCUUGAUUGCGAUUGCUUUUGGCGAGCGACUGAUAAUGCAAUCCAAAAUUGAUGAUCGAAAUACAUAAAUUGGAUUGAGAAAACCGGUUACUACCAGCAAUUUUGAAUAAUGAAAUUUUAAAAAAUGUAUACCGAAAUCAGAUGAAAAUAAUUAUUUGCCUUGCAACCAUUUCAGUAUUUCACCGACUGUAAAACGCUAAAGUUUUUUUUUAAUUCAAAUGAAAUUAUGUUUGCUACUCUUGAAUUUUCUCAUAUUGGGCUUUGUGUGUGCCGCUAGAUCAGCGUCAACUACAAAUCACUCGACUAUUAGAACGACGUAAUUUCCCAUGCGAGCAAUCGCCAACAAAAUCACCACCAAAUCGAACGCGUCGAAAGCAAGCACAAACUCAUUUUCCGCUAAAACUACAAUAAAACCAACCAGACCUAAAAGAGCAACAACUAGACAUAAAACUACAAGAAGGUCCACCACAACUACUACCACCCCCAAAUCACCCGUAAAAUGCCGUUACAGGACGCUGCGAGGCAUGAAUAUGGAACUCAAUUGGUUUCCAACUAUCGAUCGAGGCCAAGAGUUUAUCGAUUAUGGGCAAAAUGUGACUGGCUUGUGUUUGCAACGCGCUACUUGUGAGAAUGAUGCAACGUGGACCGUCAAAGUGGAAGAGUGCUCCGAUUUCAAUGUGGUAUGCGAAAAUCAGCUGACUUUUCAAGGAGAAUUUCCAGCCUGUUGCAUAGAAUGCUAAGUAGAGAAGUUGCAUUCAGGGAAGAGAAAGUCAAUAUUAUUCAACUCGAAUAUGAUUAAUUAGAUAUAAAAAAAUAAUUCUUGUUAAUUCUCCUUACCGUGAUUUUAUUUACAUCAAAAAUAUAUCUAAAUCUCUUUUUCAAUAAAAAAUGGAGAAAUAAAAAAAAAAC